Gongylonema pulchrum is the source of this 537-nucleotide messenger RNA. NCBI's taxonomy places the organism in Eukaryota, Metazoa, Nematoda, Chromadorea, Rhabditida, Gongylonematidae. The record is from the annotation of a GenBank genome assembly.
GGCGGUUCACUGUGGAUGUAUGCAGAAACUGCGCAGUCUGAAGAGCGGCUUAUGACGGUAUGGAUACGUGAUAGGCUGGUUGAACAGAAUUCGCAUUCAACGAGAAUGACCAAAAAUGCACGAAGAAAAAAACUUCAAGGGGGGACAGAAGCUCCGCUGGAAGAUAUUGUGCGAAACGCAAAAAUGCUUGUCAUUGUUUCCAUCCGAAAAAUUUCCACAGAUAUUUUUCCCGAUUACGGAUGCCAUAUGCCCACGCCAAUGGUCGUCGAUCGCUGCGAUUUACUCACCAAUCCAGACUAUCAUAUCGCAGAAAUCUCUCGCUGUAAAAAAUUGUUGAUAACGCCUCCAACAAACUCCUGUCAGCCGGAUUUAAUGGAUUACUAUAAUGCUGGUAGUAAGAAUCUCGAUAAAUCGGAAAAGAUAUCGGAAGAGAUAUGCGUCAUUAGAUCGAAACGGACAUAUGGAAGCGCCUCAAUCACAUCAUUACCAUCGGAAUGUAUGGGUAGUUUUGAUAUUUUUGAUACCAAUUAUCCAUAG